AUAAGAGAAUUCAUGGUUCCAUAUAACCAACUUGAAGGAAAUCUUCCCUCAGACAUAGGAAUCACUCUUUAUAAUCUCCGAGUCUUAAAUGUUGGUGGUAACUUGUUUACUGGUUCCAUUCCUGUAACGAUAUCCAAUCUCACCAAACUAUAUUACUUUUCCAUUUCGCAAUGCGGAUUUACAGGAAAAGUCCCUUCUUUAGAAAAAUUGCAUGAUCUUGGGAAAAUACUGCUAUAUGACAAUCAUCUAGGAACAGGUGAAGUGGAUGACUUGAGCUUUUUUGACACUUUAACCAACGCCACUAGAUUGUCCUUAGUAUCUCUAACCACCAACAACUUCGGAGGUGUGUUGCUGGAAUCAAUCAGCAACUUCUCUAAGGAAUUUUCGUUUCUCAACGUGGCUUGGAACAGAUUAGUCGGGACCAUUCCAUCCGGGAUAGGGAAUCUAAUCAAUUUGCAAUUGCUUUUCUUGUCCCACAACCAUUUAAGUGGUAACAUUCCUUCUGAUAUUGGGAAGCUUCAAAAGCUGCAAGUUUUGGGACUAGCACAUAAUACAUUUCAUGGGGAGAUACCAUCAUCCUUCGAAAAUUUAACUUCAUUAUUUUGGCUGACUAUGUAUGAGAAUAAUCUUCGUGGCAGCAUCCCUUCGUAUGUUGAGAAGUACAAAUUUUUACAGGUACCAAGCCUUGAUCAUAACUCUCUUAGUGGUGUCAUACCCAAAGAAGUUGUCAGUCUCUCAUUGUUGCAGUAUCUAAGCCUCGCACAUAACAAUUUGAUUGGUUCCCUUCCAUUGGAUAUUGGACUUCUACGAAAUCUAGAAACACUAGAUGUUUCCCAGAAUAUGUUGGUUGGUCAGAUUCCAGCUUCUAUUGGUAGUUGUGUAAUGUUGACGUCAUUGAACAUGGAGGAUAACAAAUUGUCUGGAAUCCUUCCUUCAGCUUUAGCCCAUUUGAGAGGUAUAGAGGAGCUAGAUCUUUCUCACAAUAACCUCUCAGGAAACAAGAAGCUCUGUGGGGGUAUACCCGAAUUGCAGCUGCAAAGUUGCAACUCCAAAAGGUCCAGAAGUAGAAGAUUUGAUCUUACUGUGAAAUUAAUUUUUUCUAUAUCUUUCGGGCUUCUAGGACUGCUUCUUUUGUUAUGCUUCCUAUAUCUGUGUUGGUUUAGAAAGACGAUAAAUGUUCCGCUCGUCAAGUUCUCAGGAAACUCAUUUCUCCAAUUGUCCUACCAAAGUCUACUCAAAGCUACCGAUGGCUUUUCUCCUGCCAAUUUGAUUGGUGGGGGUAGUUUUGGUUCAGUGUAUAAAGGAAUUCUUGAUGAGGGUCGGAAAGUUGUUGCAGUGAAGGUACUUAAUCUUCGAUUUCCUGGUGCUUCCAAGAGUUUCAUAGCCCAGUGUAAAGCCUUGAAGAGCAUCAAACAUCGAAAUCUUGUAAAGAUUAUCACAGCAUGUGCAAGUAUUGACUAUCAAGGUAAUGAUUUCAAAGCUUUGGUUUAUGAUUUCAUGGUCAAUGGAACCCUAGAAGAGUCGUUGCAUCCUAAUGACCACAACAAUGCUGCACAUGAGGAGUCAAGGAGAUUAAACUUUCUACAGAGGUUAAAUAUUGCAAUUGAUGUAGCUUCUGCUCUAGAUUAUCUUCAUCAAUACUGCUCAGAACCAAUAGUACACUGUGAUUUGAAACCGAGCAAUGUUCUUUUCGACGAUGAAAUGACUGCACAUGUAAGUGAUUUUGGAUUAGCAAGGUUCCUUCUAGAAGCCACCUCCAAUUCGUCUGCAAAUCAAUCAAGCUCCAUUGGCAUAAGAGGGUCUAUUGGUUAUACUGCUCCAGAGUAUGGCAUGGGAAAUGAGGUGUCACCAUCUGGCGAUGUCUAUAGUUAUGGAAUACUCUUAUUGGAGAUGUUUACAGGGAAGAGACCUAUUGACAGCAUGUUCAGCGAUGGUCUGACUCUCCAUAAAUUUGCUAAGGUGGCUUUGCUUGAACAAGUACUGAACAUUGUGGAUCCAACACUCGUUCAACAAAUGGGAAUGAGGGAGGCAAGCUCAAGCAUACAAAUUGCUCAGAACCAUAGCUCUUCUAGCACUCACGAAAUUCAAGAGUGCUUGGUUUCAGUGCUUAAAAUUGGAAUUGCUUGUUCAGAUGAUCUACCGACAGAUCGAAUGGACAUCAAGGAUGUAGUAAGCCAGUUGCAUGCAAUCCGAGCACGUACUAUGCUUGAAACUGUAGCUCAGGGAGGCAAAAGUACUAGAAAUGUCGGGUGAUCAUGAGCAGGGUUUUUGAUGUCUACUUCGACUUGAAGAUUCUGUUGAUACUGGAGAUUUCUUCUGCUGUGUGUUACAGAUGUUAUUCUAUGCUGUAAUUUCCAUUUCGCCUCUUUUAUGUCCUAAGUUUGUCUCAAUCUUGAAGUUCUUUGCAUGAUUGAAUGUACUUUAAUAAAGCUUGACUUCAAUUGAUUAUCAUGUCUAAAAAGACUACAACUAUGGAUCUAUAAUUUGCUCGUCACUUUUACUCUAUGAAAUGCAGUCUUCAUGUGAAUCCAGCAUCCAGUCAUUCU
This is a messenger RNA of Rhododendron vialii, 2546 nucleotides long. Its product is annotated as probable LRR receptor-like serine/threonine-protein kinase At3g47570. Gene Ontology annotation, biological process: protein phosphorylation. The record is from RefSeq and is a predicted model, not a curated record. NCBI's taxonomy places the organism in Eukaryota, Viridiplantae, Streptophyta, Magnoliopsida, Ericales, Ericaceae. Bases 13 to 2253 code for a protein of 746 amino acids. Gene Ontology annotation, molecular function: protein kinase activity; protein binding; ATP binding. The transcript is spliced from 4 exons.